AUGGCUGAGAAACGCAGACUUUCCGCCCGCGAGCGUCGCGAACCUGCGGCGAAGCGACGGGUCUCCGAAGCCACCACUCGAGCGUCAUCACCAGCUCAACCCCAAACCUCAUCAAAGAGAAAGGGUUCAACCCCAGCUGUUGCUUCCUCUCCGGCCUCAACUCCCCUUCCGGAGCCUGAAACUGUUGGACCGCCCCUCCCGACGAAGGUUAAAGAUGGAGAAGCCCUUCCGACUCUCCCUGCGCCGCAGCCCACCGAGCUCCCGCUGAAGGAAUAUCAGUCAAUCGCAGAAAGUGCGGUUCUCCUCGCUUCCCUAGAACGGUCUAAGAAGAAGUGGCUCAGCGACGGCAUCCUCGUGCGGUAUUGGACUAAACCGAAGAAGACCAAGAGAGAACAGAUUGAAGGCAAAAAUCCGCCAAAGGAGUCCAUGUCUAAAGUCGGACCUUGCAACAUCGUGGUUGGACCUCAUCUUUUCGAUGCGAUGCUGUACACGGUUAAGGAUCCCAACGCGCCGCCCCCAGUUCAGUACACGCCUACUCAGCGGCCGAUGGUUCACUACGGCCCUCCUAAUAACUUCCAACAAUAUCACCCUUAUCCACACCCUCCUCAAUCAAAUCCGAAUCAGCGACCACAUCCAUCGCACCCUUCUCAUGGCACGCCAACUCCACAGGGUUAUCCGCAAGGCAGCCGCCCGCCGCCUCCGCCGCCCACAAGAACGCCGAACAACCAACCUCCCCAUCGCCCUUCUGGCCCUCAGUCAACGCAGCGCCCUGCCACGAACCAGCAGCCUCCCGCACAACCGCCGAAGCCGAACCCGGACCCUGUCAUCCAGAUGCUUGCGACGCGUGCGGCACAAGAUCCUGAACUGAAAGCCUUGAUGAGACUGGUUGCCUCCACCAACGCAACGCAGGAACAGCUACGCACUUUUCAGGCCCAUAUUGACGAACUGAAUGCGAUCAUUCGAGCACGUGAGCAGCAGCAGCGCCGUCAACAACAGCAACAGCAACAGCAAUCAACUCAAACUCCGACACCCAGCUCAGCACAACCGCCUCGACCGCCCCAGCCAGCGGCUCAAACACCUCAGCAACCUCCAUCUCAGAGACCUUCACAACCGCCAGCAACUCCCCAGCAACAGCCACCACAACACUCACCUCCGCAACAAACACCCACCCCGCAAGCUCAGUCACAGCAAUCCCCAGAUCCUCAAUCUCGGGUCGAAGUUCAAAUACCCAAACGUCCCCAGCCUGCUUCUACACCUCAGAAUCUAAGUACAGGUUCGCCCGCCUCGCAUACCUCAACGUCUCAACCAACACCUGCAGCACCCCAGGUUAAACAGGAGCCCGGUGUAGGCACGGCAUCGACACCGCAAGUUUCGAGCCCAGGCGUUGCAGCUACUCCACAGCAAACCCCUGCAACACAGUCAAUACCGCCGCACCAGCAACAACCGGCCAACCAAAGACCGGGUCCCCAAUUUUCACAGUAUCAACAGCCUCCGUACCAAGGCCAAGCUGCGAUUCAGUCUCGACCCCCACAAUACGGUUCUCCAAAUGCGUAUUAUCGUGCCACACCUCCCCGUCCACCUGCGCCUCCAAGACUGAAUUACAAGUCAGUAGUCUUUGAAUUCACCUCCCCUCUGACGCCUUAUGGGAGCAGCACAUCGGGCCACGCUGGGUCUGGUGAUCGGUAUCUGUUCCCUGAGAACACAAUCUUGGAGUGGCUCCCUGGUGGAACAACGGUCCUUGCCUCCUUCUUGGUAGUACGAAAGGUGGAUCCGAACACGCCAUUCCCAAUUGAAACGGCUUCUGACGUUACGACCUCUCGAGCGAAGGGGAAAUCGGCCCCGAAGUCGAAGAAGGCCGACAAGAAUAAAGAUAAAGGUGGCGAGGCCAAAGGUCAGGAUGAGACCAAUGCGAAGAAGGCCGAAAAUGCCCAGAAUCCGUCAGACAACAAGGAACCCGCAGCAGACUCCAAACAAGUUGUUCAGGGAGGUCAAGAUGCAAAGACAACGGAUUCAAAGCAAAGCACAUCCGACAACCAACAAUCCAAGGACACGACCAAUGAUGAUAAAAAUCCCAACCUGAAGGAAUACUACCAACCCGUCACCUUCCGAAUCUACAGCAACAACCCCAAAACCCUCGAACCGCUAGCCCGCGUCGUGAAACCCCAAGAGGAAGUCCGCAAAUACAUGAACGAAAUCAUGGACCGUGCCGAGCGAGCCCCCGAUGGCUUCCUCGCGUACCAGCUGCCCCGCGAACAACCCAUCGAAGACCACGAGUUAGAGUCUGAUAGGAAGGGCGGUACGCCUGUUCCCAGCUCGGUUGUCAAUGGACGUAGCAAGCUCUCGCGGGGUCGGACAGUCGGCGAGGACUCGGAUGCGGAAAAUACAGAUCGGCCAAUGGAAGAUGAAGAGGAGGAGGAGGAGGAACUGAAGGACUUCUAUGGGGCGCCUACCGGUCUCUUUACGCUAGGGGUGUGA
This is a messenger RNA of Aspergillus calidoustus, 2475 nucleotides long. Lineage: Eukaryota; Fungi; Ascomycota; Eurotiomycetes; Eurotiales; Aspergillaceae. The record is from the annotation of a GenBank genome assembly.